Messenger RNA from Kockovaella imperatae, 1284 nucleotides. RefSeq lists its product as hypothetical. The transcript is spliced from 5 exons. NCBI's taxonomy places the organism in Eukaryota, Fungi, Basidiomycota, Tremellomycetes, Tremellales, Cuniculitremaceae. Gene Ontology annotation, biological process: regulation of endocytosis; regulation of ARF protein signal transduction. Bases 1 to 1284 code for a protein of 427 amino acids. Gene Ontology annotation, cellular component: Golgi membrane. The record is from RefSeq and is a predicted model, not a curated record. Gene Ontology annotation, molecular function: GTPase activator activity.
AUGGCGGAGACGUAUCAGAAGAAGGAGCUGCUGGAGCUCAUGAAUACUGGCGAUAACAAGGUCUGUGUAGAUUGUGGAAAUCACAAUCCACAAUGGGCAAGUGUGAGCUUUGGAACGUUCAUCUGUCUGGAAUGUUCAGGUAUACAUCGGGGUUUUGGCGUGCACAUUUCCUUCGUGCGGAGCAUCACCAUGGACAAAUGGUCAGAGGAGCAACUGAAGAAGAUGCGUCUUGGAGGUAAUGAAGCAUUCAAGACAUUCAUGGACAAGUACCCCGCUUCUGGAGGGUACACCAAAGGCAUGGGCAUGCAGGAAAAAUACAAUUCCUGGGCUGCAGCACAGUACAGGGAAAAGCUCGCCGCGGCAUGCGCUGAUCCUCCCACGUCGUGGUCUCCGUCAGCGCCUCCGCCCGGCUGGGGCGUCCCGUCACGGCCUGUAUCCGCUCAAGCCACUCGAAAAUCCAGAGCGGGAGGCAUUGGAAAUCAAUCCUCGCCAACACCUUCAUCUGGACGCGCAUCACCUGGUGGAGCUUCAGGACCUGGCGGUGGAAGCGGAAAUGAAGCCUUUUUUGAGCGUCUGGGUGCCGCAAACGCUUCUAGACGUGAUGAUCUCCCUCCGUCCCAAGGUGGAAAAUACGCAGGUUUCGGAUCCAAUUACGAACCUGAAUACACAUCCUCAUCCUCUUCUCAUCCCAGUUUUGCGACCUCGUCUCACUCUGCUCCUACUCUCGAUGAAUUCCAAAAGAACCCAUGGGGAGCCGUGUCGAAAGGUUGGGGAGUGUUCAGUUCGGCACUUGCUUCUGCCGGCAAAGAGAUAAACACGUCGAUCGUUCAACCAGGUAUGAGUCGAGCUCAAGCGUUUGCAUCUGAGACGGAUCAAACGGAAUGGAGAAAGUAUCUUGACCAAGGUCUGGACGGAGCGAAAACAGCCGCUGGGUGGGCUGGGCAGAAAGCUGGUGAAGGAUGGGGUCAAGUAAACCAACUGGCGAAGCAAAAUGCAGGAGUGGACCUAGAUGAAAAGCUGAGAAGCCUGAACCUCGGAGGAGGCGGAGGAAACAGAGGGGCCAGUCAAGCGGGAUAUGGUCGGCUUGAUCGUGGAGAAGAUGGAUUUGGAGGAUCGUACUCUGAUUACGAGCAUCAAGGAGGUGGAUACCAGGAUGAUGACGAUGACAAUUCAUGGGGAGCCAGUGGAUCUCACGAGCCUGAAUCAGCGAAGACUGGCAAGGCAACUCAAAAAGAGACCAAGGCAAAAGACUGGGAUCAAGAUGACGAAUGGAAGGACUUUUGA